AUGGUGGGAAAAGAUCCUUCAUUUGCUUUAGUGAAUUCAAGGAUGUUGCCUGUUUUCAUUUUGUGUGCAUCUUUUAUUUCAACUGUGCUGCUGGAGGAUGUGGUCAGCAAAAAUGUCACUCUUAAAUCUACCUCCGAGGUGAUACCAACAAGCCCAUUACCUGUUAAUGUACAAAGACGGACAGAAAACUCAGUAAAGUCCAAACCCCAAGUCGCGCGUCCAUUACGAAUAAACUCCAAAAUAGGAAGUGAGAAUCGAUUCCCUACAAGCUGUCCUCAAGCAGAUAUUUUAUUAAAGAUACUAAAUCUGCUUACGAAAUCAUUACCGUCAAGUGUAAUAGAACCGGAAAAGUUUAAAGAUGUUGUGUCUGAUAUUAAUGUAUUAUUAGGAAAAGCUCCUGUUAACCCUGCUUUCUUCGGAUUGCACAAUAAAUUUAAAAUUUUACAAGACGAACUAGAAAAGAUUCUCAAUGAAGGUAAAAGGGAUACCAUAUCAUAUGAACCGAAUGAAAACAAGCUAAAAGCUAAAAUUUCCCUUGAAUAUGAUGUGCCGGGUAAAUGUGAAGAAGUAUUGAAUGUUGUUAUUAAUUUUCUUAAUAAUGCAUACAAAGAAAAAUUUAGAAAUUGUUUUGCUAGUGGAAAAUGUUUGGUCAAUGACUUGCCACAAAUUCAAUAUGGGAUCACCGAGCAGACAAAACAACCAACUUUAUUAGAUCAGUUAAUUCAAGAAUCUCAGAGUAAUAAUCCUUAUCCUCAUUCAAAUAAUUUAUUGGAUCAGUCACUUAAGGAAUAUCCCACUUACAAUACUCAUUUACCUGGAUUGAAACAAGAAACAAAAGAAGAAAAUAUAUAUGAUAUUAUUAAUCUUCAAAACAAUUACAAACCUAGUUUACCAAAACCAGCAAUUGCUUUAGAAAAUAUGUUAAACCUUAUAAAACCGCAGGAUGGUAGUGAAUUAGAUAGGUCGGUGCACAGUUUAACGCAACCUUAUUCUAAGUUUUUAAUAGAUAAAAGCAUUCAAGAACCUGAUGUAAAUUAUAUACCGACGCAAUAUAUAGAUUCUGCUUUGAAUAUUCCUAUGACAGGGUCAAAUAUGGAUCAAGAAUCACCGAAUAUAUCAGUUGAAAAGCUUAGAUCGAAGUAUGACCAAACUGGAAAUAACAGCGACGGAAAAAUCAAUAAUGAAAUUCUUAAUCUGUCUGGAAAUCUCAUUGCACCUAUGCCUAACGUAGUUGUACAACCGUUUGAUAAUCUUUUAAAAGUUGGAAAUGAAAUGGUACCAUCCAAUAUACUUAAUAAUCCCUACUAUAAAUUGCCAACCGAUUCCGUUACACCAGACAUCCAAAAUUUACUGAGUGUGAAGGGUACCACAAACAAACAGCCAAGUUUUGAUUAUUCAAGUGUUCUUCAUCAACUUCUUCAAAAUCCCGCUUUAAAUAAUGUUUAUUAUCCCUCUACUAAUCAUGGAAUUAAUGACUUAAUAAACUUAAAAUACUUGCAACAGAGCCAAAUUGUACCUAACAAAAUAGCAGAAGCUUAUGCACCAUACAUAAAUACUUACGUCAGAUCUGAUAAUCUCUAUUUACCACAUGAUAUAAAUAACCAACAUGCCCAAUUAACCAAUUUGAUACAGUCAGGUGUAUCGAAUUCAGUUAAAUUGAACGAGGUAGCAAAUCGAAACGGAGUUGUCGAAUUAACGUACAUGCUUAAGCAACCGAAGCCAGCUAUCGAACCAUUAUACUACGCCAAAUAUAAGAUGCCUUAUAAUACUUUCUUAUAUAGUGUACAAGAUUUAUUAAAUAAAAAACCACACUUAGGACAAUAUCCAAAACAAUUGUAUCAGGAAUUGCUAAUGAAAUCAAAUGUAACAGAAGUUUCAGAUGAAUUAAAAAAUUUGCAGCAUGACGAACUGACCAAACUGAUGUCCAAUAACGGUAUCCUCAUAGCAGCUAAGGUAAUACAAGGUAACAAGGAAAUAUCUGAAAGUCUGUCAAACGUAUUGCAAACCUUAAACUCCACACCCCAACUUCCUAAAGCAUCAAAUCUAUCUGCAGCAAAACUUUUUAACUCACUCCUAUACUAUUCUCCAAAAUCAUUGAUUGGCAUUCAGAAAAGAUUAGGUUUAAAUCCAAACGACGGAUAUUCAUAUUUGCCAUAUAAUGCACAAUCUCGAUAUCAAACAAAAUAUCUUAUAAAUUCUGGUAGUAAAGUCCUUAACCCUAAUUAUUCCACAUUUUACGGAGUACCUUCAGUGAAGUACGCAUAUCUCGUAAACAAAAAUGUUGCUCCUUUGAAUAUUCAAAAUUAUUUGCAAUCUUAUUUAAGUGGAAAUUCUAGAGUCGUCAAGAGUAAU
This is a messenger RNA of Brenthis ino (lesser marbled fritillary), 2352 nucleotides long. NCBI's taxonomy places the organism in Eukaryota, Metazoa, Arthropoda, Insecta, Lepidoptera, Nymphalidae. The record is from the annotation of a GenBank genome assembly.